Messenger RNA from Porites lobata, 3253 nucleotides. Lineage: Eukaryota; Metazoa; Cnidaria; Anthozoa; Scleractinia; Poritidae. The record is from the annotation of a GenBank genome assembly.
GGCAAGAAAGGAUCCUCUCCUUCGUUACCGGGUCUGUCAUGCAAAGACAUCAAGGACAGCGGAGAAUUUAACCGUGGAAUUUACUGGAUAAGGCCUGAAGGCUCAAGUGACAGUUUCCAGGGAUACUGUGACAUGUCAGCGGUUGGACGUGAGUUUCGUUCUUAAAAAAGUAACUUUAGCAGGAAAAUGAUAGUGUUUAACUUUUUAUUGCGUCAGGUAAAGAACAGUAACUGUUAAUCGUUUUCAUAAGACCAAAGCGGUAGAGAAAAAAAUGCGUUUCAUAUUCAGUAUAUCUAAGUCGGAUUAGGAUAAUCUAAUCUUGCUUUGCUGUUAUAUAUACAAAUACCAUUGUAUUUAUUCUUGACAUUGAGUUGAAUCUGAACGUUGCAAAUUAAAGGUUUUUUUAAAUCAGCUUGGUAAAAGCUAGUAAUCUUAACUACUUACUUUUGUAAGUAUUUUUAAUCCAGACCUAUUCUGUUGUGCUGUAUCAUCUGUGGCAUCUGGCUGGCUGUCUACCCUGGUCCAAGAGGCUUUUCUUGAUUUGUACCUCUGAGACCAGGGUAUUUUUUUCUUUUUUAAUUUCAGGUAAAUAAAUUUUUAGUUCUCAAUUAUAUAGUUUUUUUUUUUGAAUAAUUAGAAUGGAAAAAAGUCACGGCUCAAGCAUACACUUUUCGUGGGGGAGUGACGAUUACCUACAGUGAUGAAAACAACGGGCUCGCCAUAUCUGGUAAAGCGACGUCAUAUGGAUGCGGCGGGAAACAGUCAGGAGCUUUAACGCUGAUCGAAGGAUACUGGAGGAAAAUUAAGUACACACAAGAAUUCCGUGGUGUUGCGUCAUGCUGGAGCAUAUUUGGGGAUAACUGGUAGUUUUUUUUAUAUAAUCAGGGAGACCUUGGAAAUCUCAAUGAUAGGAGGCUAUCAGAGAAAUAUUAUUUUGUCACUAAAAUAACAUAGUUCUCUAGUGUUGAUAUAACUUUCAGGAACGGUUAUAGAUCAAUGAACCUUCAGAGUUAUUUAUUAAUGUUUUUAUUAGCCUUUUCUACACUCCCGCUUAACACUGGAUUUUCAGAGAGAGGUGGGGAAGGGGUAACGGGCAACGAGUACAGGGAACGACAAAAUGAAAAAAAAAAAGAAAAAAAAGAAAGGAUGGAAACCUACCUUAAACCCUAGCCUCAUUCUCUGCUUCGUUCACCGUGCUCGUUCGUCCCCUCUUCCCGUUGGUCGUUUUUUACUAUCACCCCUUGACACUGCCCGUAAGCAGUUCUUAAAUGUACGGGAAAGCCAAGUGAAAACUCGUGGUUUCGCUUGACACUGGCUAAAAUCUGUUUUAAAUAACCUGCCUGUUUUCUGCCUAAGCAGACUGGCUCACAGACUAGGUUUUCUAACGAGACUGUGACUGAUCGAUCACCUUUCUUCUCAAGAUCCCUUUAUUCUGAACAAAAUAUUGCUUAGACUUGCUAAAUUUGAAAACUUGUACAUGAUUUUGUAAUGAUUAGGCAGUGACUGUGGUUUGCCUCUAUGCCUUUCACAGUUUUUUUUUUUUUUGUAACGAUUUAAGGUAUGGUCGAGAUUCUGUGAGUAAUCAUCCAACAGGUGUACAUCCUUUUAACGCCUCUGAAGGAGAUUUCAUCACUAAUCAGUACUACAUGGGAGGAGACUGUGAGUAACUGAUCAUACAUACAAUGAAUCAAACUUCCUUAAGGCUGCGUGCAAACGGACGCAACAACUCUCAACAUUGUUGCGCCAACAAUGUUGGGAGUUGUUGCGUGCAUGUUGGCAGUGGUGUGCAAACGGAUGCAAUAACUCAGUCCCAACAAUGUUGGGACCUGCAGUGCAUCGUGGGAAGGAUACAACCCAUAAGUCUUUGUAAACUAUGCGUAAUUAGCGUGCGUGGCCCCAACAAUGUUGGAAGAGCCGUGCAACGGAUCCAACAUUGUUGCGCUACGCUUCGGCGAUCACGGAACAAAACAAAUGUUGGGAGUUGCUGGCUGAAAAGUUUGACCGGUUUCAAACUUUGCGCAACAACACGCAACAACAUCCAACAACAUGCAACAGGUUGUGCAAACGGACGCUACAUGUAACAUCCAACAAUGUUGGGAGUUGCUGGCCAACAAUGUUGCGUCCGUUUGCACAGGGCUCAACACGACGACAAAAAGGACAGAGCUAAAUGAUCCGCUUUAAAGGCUUAAGGAAAAAACUAGGCAAUUGUCAAUCAGAUCUACGUAACGAGAACUGACGACCUAAUGGGAAAACCUUUUACCUUAUUACAAGAAAUUUUCGAGACAGGUUCGAUUUUGCAAAAACUUUGGAACGAGAGUCCUUUUAAUUUCUCGUUUUUGAGUAAGACAAAAUUAAUUUAACUUUUUAUUUAAUCAAAUAUAACGAUAACCUGCAAUUGUUAUUAUGUCAAAACUAAAAAAAAAUAUGCAUCGGCGUGAAUUAUCCACGAUACCCACUAUAAGUAAGCCUCACAAGUUAUUUAUACAAUGUCUUCAGAAAGAUCAACUAGAGGUAACACUCUACUCCCAGGUAACUGCCACUUGUAAUUCCCUUUUUCUCUCAUCUUUUCACAUAAUUUUGGCGUCUCGUUAUUCGCGACAAAAAAAAUUAAAGUGACGCGAAAAUUUCAUUUUAAGGUACAUAGACUGGUUUAUUCUGACAUCGUAAUGCGGCCCUGCCUCUUUACCACUACCGCCAAUGGAGAGAUUGAGCUUCACGUAUACUGUAAAGGGCAAACGUCAGAUUCAAGUUGAGAAUUUUUCAAAAUAGAAAAUGAGCAGAUAAAAUCAGCUCACAACAAUUCUUGUGGAUAAAAAAAUUGCGUAAUAAACUACUAAUUUAUGUGUAGAAAUAAUGAACAGUAAACGACAAGUAAAGCGGGAAACUUGGUCACGUGGUACAAAUUCGCGUUUGACGUUUGACGUAAACGUGAUGGUUAACCUCUCUAAUGUUUUAGCCUGAUAUUAACAGCUGUUAGCUAAAAGCGUAUAUUAUUCACUCGCAAAAACAUUAAUUUUAUGAAACGUAGAAAUUUAACAAAACUCUCAAUUAUACCACAGCACACUCAUUUGAUGGCGAUCCGAGAAGAUGUGACAACGAUCGAACGAAUUUUUGGGACAACCCUGAUCGAAGAGUACGUUACGCCACGGUUGUCCUGAGAAGAAAUUUGACGGAACAGAAGGCGGGGAUUUUUACUGGCACCUCAUGUGGAAAACCAUGGUACAAAAUCAGGGACAUUUUCGUAUAUUUUUAG